CCGCCUUCGUCUUUCUCUGUCUCCACUAAGGCAGCCAUCUUGCUCUUGCCGCGUGCUGGUGUUUGAGGACCCUCCCUGCUUCAGAUUUACCAUCAGCAUGAAUCAAGAAAAGUUAGCCAAACUUCAGGCUCAGGUCCGGAUAGGGGGCAAGGGUACAGCUCGCAGAAAGAAGAAGGUGGUACAUAGAACAGCUACAGCUGAUGACAAAAAGCUUCAGAGUUCUCUUAAAAAGUUGGCUGUGAAUAAUAUAGCUGGUAUUGAAGAGGUAAACAUGAUUAAAGAUGAUGGAACAGUUAUUCACUUCAACAAUCCCAAGGUCCAAGCUUCCCUCUCUGCUAACACGUUUGCUAUUACUGGCCAUGCAGAAGCCAAACCAAUCACAGAAAUGCUGCCUGGAAUAUUAAGUCAGCUUGGUGCUGACAGCUUAACAAGUCUUAGGAAAUUAGCUGAACAGUUCCCCAGGCAAGUGUUGGAUAGCAAAACCCCAAAGCCAGAAGACAUUGAUGAGGAAGAUGAUGAUGUUCCAGAUCUCGUAGAAAAUUUUGAUGAGGCAUCAAAGAAUGAAGCUAACUAAAAUCUUUUCUGGUUUUUGGAAGCUGGCAUGGACUAGAUUUAACAGAUCAGCUAUGUGGUUCCAAAGUUUUACAGACACAGAGAACAUCACCUGUUAGUAGUGCAGUAAUAUAAAUAUUUUGUAUAUUAAUAAUGCUGUUUGUUCAGCAUAUUUGGUCAUUUGAUUUGCAUUUUGCACUUCCUCCCAGGAUCUAAUAUUUUGGUCAAAAUGCGAAGUAUCGGUGCAGUUUGAGGGUGUUUUGGGUUUUCGAUUCUUGAUUUUUUCUUUUUCUUUUUUUUGGUUGGGGAGUUUUUGGUGUGUGUGUGUAUGUAUGCAUGUGGGUAUGUAUGUGUACAGUGGGGAACAAAUUGGAAACAGUUCUAUUUAUCCUUCCCCUUACCCUAGUAGAAAUAAAACAAAUCUUUGCAUUUGUUAGUUUUUUUUUCCCCCCCAAUAAUAUACAGAAUUAGUAAGACGUGAGUAACGUGGACUUCAAACCGGAAGAGAUUUUACCAUGGAGAUUUGAUUUUAGUAUGUUUGUAACUUUCAUGUGUUUAUGCAUUUCUCUGGGUUUAAAAUGUCUUGAGAUAUUUACCAUCAGCUUCAUGCUGGAGUAAUGGGUAGCAUAUCUGUGCAGUUACUUAGGUUCAUAUAUCAAGUCAAACCCAGAGGAAUAAUACCUUACUAGCUUUUUCCUUCCUAAUUCCCUUUUUCCUCUCUGUUUGGUGUCAAAAUGGCAUGGUCAGCCUUGGGCAAUGCUCUUCUUCAUCUCAAGCUUAGCUCGAGGAGGCCGUUUUCCAUCUAGAGUUCGUGAGUGCCUACUCCCUCUCAUUGCAAGAUUUUGCUUCCUCAUCCGGAGGGGCAACAGCUCCAGCCUUACCUUUGAAUUUUACAGUUGAGUACAUUUCAAACUGGAAUAGCUAGCAUGUGCUUGCUAAAUAAUUUUGUCAGCCUUACCCUGUAUCCUAGCUGUUCUUAUAGCAAUUGUGAACACGCCUCUUUUUCAGCAAGGUUGAAAUUGGAAAUGUCUUUUGAAUCAACAAAAAAAAAUCAGCCAUAGACAUCCCUUAGCACAAGACGGACAGGCAGGCGGGCAUUCUAUAAAAUGGUAUUGGCCUCAGAUGAUAAGAUUUCUUCAUCCACUCUCCCAUGCUUGGCCUGAGACCUACUUCUAGGUUGGAUCUUACUGUUGUAGCUGCUCACAGCACUCCUUCUGCAUGCUUAGUGUAAUGCUUUGGGGAGAACACUGGGAAAACAGUAUUUAUUUUUCCACCUCCUUUCAGGCGACUUGGAGGUAAGUUGCAUUCCUUCACCCAUUUCGCUCUUGUCUGAUGAUAAAAGCUUGCAUUUUUCUCUAUCAGCAUUAGUUAUGUAGCCAAUAGUUAGGAUAAGACUUUAGAAAAUCUUUUGUUUCUAGCCAGUCACGAAGCUAACUAUGGCUUAACCGCACAGGGCAUCAACUUUUGUUUCAAGCUGGAUAUCUUAAUUUGAUAUCUAAAGUACAACACUAACAACAGAGCAAGAGAUCUUUAGACAAAAAGGCAAAGCUUUUUUGUUUUCCAUCAAGACACCUCAGUUUAUUUUAUAAAUUUGUUCAGUUUUUCCUGUUAUGUUUUAUAUAAUAUUUGGACUUAAGUACAAAAUAAAAUGACCGUACAAAAGAGGGUAAUAUUUCCUCUUCUGCUUC
Echinops telfairi (small Madagascar hedgehog) is the source of this 2240-nucleotide messenger RNA. It is a transcript of the gene BTF3L4, whose product is annotated as basic transcription factor 3 like 4. The record is from RefSeq and is a predicted model, not a curated record. Lineage: Eukaryota; Metazoa; Chordata; Mammalia; Afrosoricida; Tenrecidae. The transcript has 6 exons. The coding region runs from base 98 to 574 and encodes 158 amino acids.